Molecule: messenger RNA, 504 nt
Organism: Colletotrichum graminicola M1.001
Lineage: Eukaryota; Fungi; Ascomycota; Sordariomycetes; Glomerellales; Glomerellaceae
Product: zinc-finger domain-containing protein
Exons: 3
Coding region: 1-504 (167 amino acids)
Biological process (GO): mitochondrial electron transport, NADH to ubiquinone
Source: RefSeq, a predicted model, not a curated record
AUGUUGUCGGCAUCCAGACGAGCGACGAGCGCCUUGUCGCGGCAGCUCCGCGUUGCCUCGAGACCCUUUUCCGUGUCGACGACGGUCCGCACCACUGAGAGACCCGCCGUCGUCGAGAAGAACGAGGCGGCGACCCCCCAGGUGGCCGACAACACCGUCCCAGCGACCAUCAGCCAAGCGCCCAACCGAGCCGUGAUCUGGUCGCGCAGCCAGAAACCCCGCGCCGAGGCCAUGACCGGCCCUCGAUUCGAGCAGACCGACUUCUCCCUCCAGCCGCAACCCUACGCAGCGAUCGAACUCAUUCACCAGGAGCCGGUGCGGUGGACCCACAAGCGCGUCGUCGCAUGUGACGGCGGCGGCGGCCCUGCCGGCCACCCUAGAAUCUUCAUCAACACGGACAAGCCGGAGAUCUGCACCUGCAACUACUGCGGUCUUCCCUUUGCCAACGAGCACCACCGCGAGCACCUCGAGUCCCUUCCCGAGACCUCUUACCCUCUGGCAUAA